GGUUUCCUCCUGAAUUGGUGUUUAGGUAUUAUUGCCUCGUGGAGAUGGAUAUGAUCGGGUGGUUCUGGUGGCACAAUGAUACUCAAGUGGUCCGCCAUGAUCCAAAUUUGCCGUUCAAAAAAAACAUAGCAUCCAAGGCGGCUAAACCAGGCGGCCAAGAAACUUCCAGCGUCAACUCCCAUACCAACUCAUCUUCCCCUUAUAUACCUACCACUUCCAAGCCCUAAUUUUCCAACUUUCAAUCAAAUCAUCUCAAUCCCGUACAUACUUUCACCAUGUGGAACCGAACCUUCUCGAAGGAUGACUUGGAGUCAGGAACAACCGAACCACUAUACCCAACCAUGAUGGAGUCACCUGAUCUCCGGUGGUCAUUCAUCCGCAAGAUUUACUCAAUCGUCGCUAUACAGUUACUCCUCACCGUCGUUGUCGGUGCUAUUGUCGUCUCGUAUCAUCCGAUUGUCACUUACUUAACAACUACUCGUGGCGGAUUCGCUCUUUAUAUUCUUAUUAUCAUUACUCCCUUCAUCACGCUUUGUCCAUUGUCGUGUUAUUAUCAGCGGCAUCCGGUUAAUUAUGUGUUGCUUGCGGUUUUUACUGUUUCUCUGGCUUUUGCUGUUGGGUUGACUUGUGCCUUUACUAGUGGGAAGGUCAUAUUGGAAGCUGUUAUACUAACAGCAGCGGUGGUUGUGAGUCUCACUUUGUUCACAUUUUGGGCUGCAAGACAAGGUUACGACUUCAAUUUCUUGGGUCCUUUCUUGUUCGGUGCUCUCAUAGUGCUCAUCGUCUUCUCCUUCAUUCAGAUAUUUUUUCCAUUGGGAAAGAUUUCAGUGAUGAUAUAUGCUGGUCUUUCUGCUAUAGUCUUCUGUGGCUACAUUGUGUACGACACUGAUAAUCUGAUCAAGCGAUACACAUAUGACGAGUACAUUUGGGCUGCUGUGGCGCUAUAUCUCGAUAUCAUUAAUCUUUUCCUUUCAUUGCUUAACAUAUUGAGAGUCCUCGACAGAUAGACUGAUGACUGCUGUUGUGAUUUGUUCAUAUGUACGCAAAUCGUAAUUUUAAGAGAGAAUGUGGUGUGAAAAUGUUGAAUUGAUUUGUGUUAGAUGAUUGUUACUUGUAGCAUCGUCUUUUGUAAGCUGUCUUAUUCUGUACUAUUGUUUAUUGAUUUGUGUACUUUAGCUAUAAAUAAAGCCUUUUUCUUGUCA
Messenger RNA from Helianthus annuus (common sunflower), 1202 nucleotides. RefSeq names its product protein LIFEGUARD 2. The coding region runs from base 276 to 1007 and encodes 243 amino acids. The record is from RefSeq and is a predicted model, not a curated record. The transcript is spliced from 4 exons. Lineage: Eukaryota; Viridiplantae; Streptophyta; Magnoliopsida; Asterales; Asteraceae. Gene Ontology annotation, cellular component: membrane.